AUGAUUAUAGAGAAGUUGAAAGCGCAAGUCGAGGAUUCAGUUCUAUUCACAGAAUGCCGCAGUCGGUAUACAGACAAGUGGCAAGUAGCACGCACAGAACAGCACAUACAAACAAUUGAAGAGACUGAAGUCGUAUCCACUGAGGUUCUAGAGUACUACAAGCUAAGGACAGAUCACGAGCAGAGAGUUCAUGCGGAAAUGGAGCUGCUCAUUAAUAUUAUUCUUAACGAGACCCUUGAAAGAAUCGAAGAUUGGAUGAGGAAAUAUGACGAAGAUAUGGAAAAGGUGGAUUUAAAGAUACGAGUAAAGAGAACUGAUUUUCAAAAUAUGCGAGACAAAAGACUUGGACUAGAAAAAACUUUUGAAGACCACGACAAAGUUAUGAAGGAUUGGUGUACCUUCAAAGAGAUCCGCGAGCAACAACGGUUGUAUCGUGAGAAGAUGAAUAAGUCGGCAAUCAUGGUUCAAGCAUGGUGGCGGGGAUUACUUGUACGACGCAAACUUGGUCCGUUCCGAGUAGGCAAACGUGGUCGUAAAAAAAAGAAAUAA
Molecule: messenger RNA, 549 nt
Organism: Manduca sexta (tobacco hornworm)
Lineage: Eukaryota; Metazoa; Arthropoda; Insecta; Lepidoptera; Sphingidae
Product: dynein regulatory complex protein 9-like
Exons: 4
Coding region: 1-549 (182 amino acids)
Biological process (GO): cilium organization
Cellular component (GO): motile cilium; cytoplasm
Molecular function (GO): protein binding
Source: RefSeq, a predicted model, not a curated record